Messenger RNA from Lineus longissimus, 4363 nucleotides. Its product is annotated as trichohyalin-like. The coding region runs from base 244 to 3261 and encodes 1005 amino acids. The record is from RefSeq and is a predicted model, not a curated record. Gene Ontology annotation, cellular component: ciliary membrane; plasma membrane protein complex. The transcript is spliced from 21 exons. Gene Ontology annotation, biological process: smoothened signaling pathway. NCBI's taxonomy places the organism in Eukaryota, Metazoa, Nemertea, Pilidiophora, Heteronemertea, Lineidae.
UUUGGUCUGCAAAAUAAUUGCAAUUUUAGGAUGGUUCGACAAAAACCGCGUGAAAGAUAACUUUCGGUGUCGAAUAUUUUGUUCUAACAAAGCAGGUCAGGUUACGGAUAACACUCUCUUCAUGAUAUUUUAGGAAUAAAAGUGUUAUAUUGCAAUCCGUCGGAACUAACAGUGAAUUUAAACAGGUGCGCACCGGGCACUUCAGGAUUUUUGCCUGGAAACGUAUAAACUUCCGGGUCAUUCAUGAUGGCUUCUUCUUGCCAAGUGAUCAAAGUAGAACUUGAACAAACUUUCUGGGAGGCAGAUCCACUGUGGAUUGGGAUUGCCUUCUUGAUUGGAUGUAUUAUUGGAUUACUAUUCGCCCUCCCAUGCAUCCGUUGUUGUAUCCGGGACUAUUUCAGAAAGAGGCAACCCUUAACGUCAAAAUGCCCUGAAAAGGGCGAGUUCAAGCGAGAUGCGGAGGAGAUGAGAGCUGAUGAAGAGAGGAGAGAACAAAAAGAAAGAACAGUAUUCACCAUCACACAAACCACCACCGUUGAGCACAAAAUUACUGGCACCUUCAUUACGCAGAAAGGAUUAGUUUCGCCUGAAGAUGAGAAAUCCUCAAAACGGAAACUUUCUCGAAAACAAUCAAAGAAGGGUGGCAAGAAAGAUGAUUGGGUCCAUCUGACGGAUUUUGGCGUUCACCCUGAAGAAUUGAUUGGUGUGAGCGGAGAACCAUUUGGAAAACAUGGUCUCUCAGAUGCCCUCAUCAAGCCUAAUGGGGAUGCAAUGGAUUUGGAGUUGAACAAUCAAGACUUUGACUUCCUUCUUUAUUUGGAGAAAGAAUUACGCGAUGGCAGAAUUACUACUUUCAACCAACUUGUCAAAAUGCUUCUCAAUCACCUUUUUCAAAAUGGCCAAAUUUCACCAGAAUUCUACAAAACGUUUUCAAAUGAAGUCCGACAAGCCCUUAUCGCGUUACUUAACAUCCUGGCUGAGGAGCAAAGAGCCGCCGAGGAGAAGAUACGAAAUGAUCCAAAAUAUUCAAAUGAUCCUGUUGCCAUGGAGAAAGCCCUAGAAAAACUGCCUUCCAAGUUUGCAUCCAGAUUGAGUCAUUUUCUUAAAGAGGAGCAGGAGACAGUGCGGAACGGAUUACUGAAAGGCUCUGAGUUAUCAGAGGAUGAAGUCAACGAAAUCAUGGCACAGCUCACCGCAGGGAUGGCUGCGUCGGAAAUCAAAUUUUCAGACCAACUUGGUCGGCAGGCGGCAAAUUUCGAAGAACGUCUGAUGCGGCGGAAACAAUUGGCGGCGAUGAGAGCCAAUCAGAAGAAGGAAGAGGUGGCGGAGAUUGACGCGCGGCGGGAAGCAUUGGCGAGCACGCUGCAGCAGUCGGUUGUCGACGGAAAAAUGUCACAGAAACAAAUGGAUGAGAUAUUGAGAGAAUAUAAUGAAAAUUUAGUCAAGGUGCAAGAAAAGCAUGACUUAGAUCUUUAUAGACAACAAGCAAAACUCAACGAAAGAUUGGCGCAACUUCGUAUAAAACGGUUACACGAGAUGCAGGAGAAACAAACAGAGGAAACAGAAGAUCUGUUAACGCGUUCCGACCAAGAGACGAAUACAGGCCAGUUUAUUCAGACGUACAGCCAACUGAAAGCAGCCCAUAGUGAGGAAAAGGAGCGUCUGCUUGAUGAGUUGGACAGCAUGGAGGCUCAUGAGAUGAAUGAACUCGUCAAAAAUGAGGUAGAGAAUCGACGGGAUGCAGUUGAGACCGCUGAUGAAGACAUGAGCAAACAAUUGCAACUCAAGGCUUCCAUGAGCGAGAUGGAUGCUCAACGCAUUUUACGCAUUCAUGAACAGGAAAUGCAGGAGUAUAAUCGUAUCAAAAAGGCCGAGAGAAAGAAGACGCAGCAAGUUAUGGAGGAGAAGUUAGCGCAGCGGAAACGAGCGAUGGAGGACAGCAACAUGAGAAUGCAAAACCAACAGGCAGCUAUCAGAGAACAGCAACAAAAUACACUCAAUAAAGUAUUAGAAGUUCAGCCAGAACUCGAUGAAGAAGCCAAGAGAAAGAUCCUUGUUGAACAUGAGAAGAAUAUGCAAAGUAUAAAUAACCAACUGCACAUAAGUCGUCUCCGGCAGCAAAAGCAAUUAGAAUUAAAACUGAGCGCGAGGAAGGCCAAGUUUGCCGAAAUAAAGGAGGCGAAAGAGCAGAAAAAACGGAUGGCGAAUGAAAAGGAGAGGGAGAAGAUAGAGAAGGAAUUGGAGCAGCAAACGGCAUCAGAAGAGGCGCUUUACAACGACCAACGAAAACGUGCUAUAGAGGAGAUGAGAAUGAGGCUGAAGCAGGAGACAGAGGAGGCACUGAAGGCUCAAGAGGCUACGAUGGGGCUACUGAUCGGGCGGUUACAGGUUGGUAAAGCAAGAAGAGCUGCAAUUAUUCAAAAACAAGACAAGACGUUACAAGAACUACAGGACCAGAUCAGCGGGAAAGUGAAGAGUAAUAACAUGACGGACCAGUUAUUACAGCAGCAUUACAAUAACGUCAGCUUCCUGAACGACCAGUUACAGUCAAAUAGGGAUCGGCAGGAGCAGAUGCUCAUGGAGAAACUACAGGCAAAGAAACUUAAGAAGGAGAGGGAGAUUGAGACAAAACUAGAGACCCAGGCCUUAAAUGAGAUGGACAAAAACGCUCAAGUCCAGGGAUCAGUGGAUGAUAUCACCUCUUUAAAUGGAUUGGCGAAGGAAAAUCAAGAAUUGGGUGUGACAAAUGCUUCCAACAUUUUGACGCAGCUAAUGAUGGAGAAUCGUCACAAGCAGGCGAUGCAUGACCUGGAACAUGAGAUGGAACUAGAGAUGCAGAAAAACAAGGAUAAUUUGAAUAAAGACUUUGAGACGGAACUACAAUCAGAAUUAGAGAACCAGCGAAAGAGCUUCCUCAUGCAGAUUGCAGCAGUUAGCAACUUGUCGAAAGAAGAAAUCGGCAUGAUUGUUGACAGUGCAGUGAAAGAAAGCGGACAGGAGGGCAAAGCUGCCAAGAAACUUGCUCGCCAUAUGAGGGCAGAAAUCUUGGCGAAUCGACCUGAAACUGGUGGAAGAGAGGAUGACGACAAUGACCCAAUGGAAGCGCCAAGCAGACGUUCCCAAGCAGCCGACGAAGGCUAUGAUAAUGAGGCCUACGAUGAGGAGGAGGAGAGCCCUCUAAGGCGUUCGCAGCGUCCUAGGUCGGGGAAGAAGAAAAAACCACGACCGAUGACCUAUGAGGACGAUGACGAUGAUUUCUAGUUCUGGGAUUUGACAUGCAAUUGGAAGCGCCCUUUCGGAUACCUCAGCUAUAGGAGGUCAUUAAAGACACUGAGUUUUGUCCAGACAGGAAUAUCUAAUUUAACCUCAGUUAUCAAGGAAUGGGUAUAUUUAUCAUAUUAUGAUAUUUAGUAUUAUUACUGUAGGGCAAUCCAUCCAAGUGAAUAUAUUUCUGUCAUUGACAAAAUGUAUAAUUUUUAUUCCUUGAAAUAUUGUUGUGAUUAAGGAUAUGUUCGAUUCAAUAUUGUCAACCAUGACAACUUUCAUACAAAGUGUCAUAUUUCAGAGAAAUAAAAUCAGUGAAAUGACAAAUGUUGAUAUUUCAUUGUGACAAACUGGUUACUGAUGUAAUGAACUCUUCCAGAUUUAUUUUUUUACUCUAUUUUGUACUUAGGCCUAUAUCCAGUCAUGUUUUCGUUCAAACUGUCAGGCACAAAUGAUACAAAAAUCUGGUGCAAACAGCAGGAAUUUCCUUGCAAAUCCUGACACCAUUUCAUGUAUCAUCCCUGAUAUUUGAGGGGACUGUUUAGUGUUUAAUUUUUUAUAGCAAAAAAGUCCUGGAAGGAAGGGAAACUAAUCGCAGCUGAAAUGUAUUCAUUAAGUGAUCCAAUCUUCCCAAGUCAUUGUAUUGAGGCUUCUUGCAGUAGUAAGGUAGUGGAUCAUAAUAUGGAACAGUCACAUCAGUUAUUGUAAAAAUUGCCAGCUGGCAGACAGCAGUUGUCAUAUCAUGUAUCGUAUCUCGGUAUAUCGAGUUCAGCCAUCCAGGAGUAAGAAAAAGAGCCAAAAAAGGGGUUGAAAUUAGUUUAGCAGUCGCUUCACCAAUCAGAGGCUUAUGGGGUGCAGUUGUCAUGGCAUAUUGGCAACAUAAAAACGUUGUUCAGAUUUUGAUGGGAGGGCUUAAAUGGUAUAAUGUACCGUAUGUGAUGUGGUUCCACUGUUCUGACAACAACCCUGAACCUUUGCUUAGAUUAAACAGAGGACCCAUAUUGUUUAUUUGUCUACUCACAGAGGUAUUGUUUUCUAAUUAUUUAUUGUUAAAGAACAAGAAAUGAUAUUAUAAAUAAAGAAAUAGAACUGACUAUAA